Tribolium castaneum (red flour beetle) is the source of this 576-nucleotide messenger RNA. Its product is annotated as MD2-like 3. NCBI's taxonomy places the organism in Eukaryota, Metazoa, Arthropoda, Insecta, Coleoptera, Tenebrionidae. The record is from RefSeq and is a predicted model, not a curated record. The transcript has 3 exons. Bases 15 to 539 code for a protein of 174 amino acids.
AUAAAUAUCCCGGAAUGGAACAGUCUCGUAGUAUCAGUACCGUACAAACCGCAAACAUUUCAUUAUUUCAUUUCAUCGCGAUGACCAAUCUCUUUUUGCCAUUUCUAAUCAUCGCUGUAAGUUGCGGUUCCGUGAUUUGCACUAACGUUCUUCCAUGUACUAGUGUUGAUAUUCCACCUCCGGUGGUGGAAAUCCAAAACUGUGAAGAUAUGCCCUGUGUCUUUUAUCUCAAUACCCGGACUUCCAUGACCAUGAAAUUCAGAGCUCCUCGGUACCUGGAGCAUUUUGCCCCACAGGCGCUCGCAAUGGUUAUGGGCCUUAAUGUCACGUACCCAUUGGGACAGGACGAUGGGUGCGAUGGUGUCACCAAUACCCCGUGCCCUUUGGCCGAAAACGAGUACGUUGAGUAUACCUACGGGAUGUACCUUCUCCCGUUUUUUCCCGAAGUUACACUCAGCAUGGAAUUCUCACUAUUUGACAAAGAUCUAAACAGUACGUUUGAAUGUUUCAAAAUUGAUGUGCAGAUUACGAAGGCUUAAUUUUUGUAUGAAGAAAAAUAAAAAUUGUUUUGUAAAA